This is a messenger RNA of Geodia barretti, 945 nucleotides long. NCBI's taxonomy places the organism in Eukaryota, Metazoa, Porifera, Demospongiae, Tetractinellida, Geodiidae. The record is from the annotation of a GenBank genome assembly.
AUGAUAGUCGUUGACGCGCAGGGACAGAUUGCCUUCGUGUCUGGUAGAAGUGGGAACCCUGAAAUCUACGUGAUGGACGCCGAUGGAGGCAAUCUGCGAAGACUCACCGAUAAUUCCGAUCGGGACUUCUCUCCCGCAUGGUCCCCCGACGGUAAACGGAUUGCCUUCAUAUCUGAGAGGGAUGGGCACCCUCGCCGUGUCCCCGGUUGGUUUGCUUCUGAAAUCUACGUGAUGGAUGCCGAUGGGGGGAAUCAGCAAAACCUCACUAAUAAUCCCGCUAAUGACAGAUCUCCCUCGUGGUCACCCGAUGGCAAACGAAUUGCCUUCCAUUCAAAUAGGGAGGGGCGCUUUAACUAUGAAAUCUACGUGAUGGACGCCGAUGGGGGUAAUCUUCAAAGACUCACGGAAAAUCCCAAUCUGGACGAGGAUCCCGCAUGGUCACCGGAUGGUGAACGGAUUGUCUUCUCGUCUGCGAGGGAGGGGCACGUUGUACACAACUUGGACAUCACUGAUGAAAUCUACGUGAUGGACGCCGAUGGUGGUAAUCAACGAAGACUCACUGACAAUCGGAAUAGUGACUGGUCUCCCUCCUGGUCCCCUGACGGUAAACGGAUUGCCUUCAUGUCUGAUAGGAAGGGAGACCAUAUAAAAUUUGAAAUCUACGUGAUGGACGCCGAUGGGGGUAAUCAACAUAAACUUACCAAUCACCGCACUUGGGACGGGUCUCCGUCAUGGUCCCCCGACAGUCAACGUAUUGUCUUCAAUUCUAAUAGGGAUGGGAAGAGUGAAAUCUACGUGAUGGAUGCCGAUGGAGGUAAUCUUCAAAACCUCACCAAUCAUCCGCAUAGUGAUUAUGGUCCUGCAUGGUUGAACACUCCUUUUUCGGUUUCUCCCGCCGGCAAAAGGUUUACAACGUGGGGUUGGCUUAAACGGGUUGACCAGUAA